GCCGCAGAUGGAGGCCGCCGCUCGGGGGGAGCCGAGGCCGAGGCCGGGGCCGGGGCCGCGGGUGCUGGAGCUGUACAGCGGUAUCGGGGGGAUGCACUGGGCGCUCAGAGAAAGUUGCAUUCCUGCAGAAGUCAUUGCUGCGAUUGACAUCAAUACUGUUGCUAAUGAAGUUUACAAGCACAAUUUCCCUAGCACACAUCUCUAUCCCAAGACAAUUGAAGGUAUGACACUGGAUGAUUUCAAUCGAUUGGACUUCGAUAUGAUCCUCAUGAGUCCUCCUUGCCAGCCAUUUACGAGAAUAGGGUCACAAAAGGAUGUAUUGGAUCCUAGGACAAAGAGUUUUUUGUAUAUCCUUGACAUACUUCCAAGACUUUCAAAGACACCAAAAUAUAUUCUUCUAGAAAACGUCAAGGGAUUUGAAACUUCUGUUGCUAGAGAUAAAUUGAUACAGACACUGGAGAGCUGUGGGUACAAUUACCAGGAAUUCCUUCUGACUCCAACAUGUCUGGGCAUACCAAAUUCAAGACUGCGGUAUUUUCUAAUUGCAAAGCUUCAGCCUGGCGCUUUCUGCUUUCAAACCGUUAACUGGAUACUAGAAGGCUUCCCUCACCAUGAACGUGAUGAUUGGAAACAGUCUAAGCUGCCCAGUUCAGAUCAAACAUUGUCCACUGGUGAUCACACAGAGAAGCUGAAUAACUCUGAAUGUGGACAUGCUGACAACAGCAAAUGCCAAGAAAUGGAGACUUUAAUUUAUAAAUUAGAAACGUCUGGACACUUGGAACGAAAACUAAAGCAGAACAAUAAUUUAUCCAUUCAGAUGAUUCAAGAUUUUUUGGAGGAGAAGUUGCAGAAUCCAAGCCAGUAUCUCAUAUCUCCGAAGGUCUUAAUGCGCUAUGCUUUGGUACUAGAUAUAGUGGGGCUGACCUGCAGGAGAUCAGUAUGCUUCACUAAAGGAUAUGGUCAUUAUGCUGAAGGAACUGGUUCAGUAUUGCAAACUGCGUCAGAUGUAGAGCUUUCCACAGUCUUUCAGGAAUUUGAAACUCUGUCAGAGAAUGAAAAGCUGGCCCAGUUAUCAAAAUUAAAACUACGAUAUUUCACUCCAAGAGAAAUAGCGAAUCUCCAUGGAUUUCCUGCAGAGUUUAAUUUUCCUGAGAAAAUUUCAGUGAAACAAAGUUACCGUCUACUGGGAAACAGCCUUAACAUCCACGUUGUAGCCAAACUGAUUGAGCUGUUGGUACAAUAGCAUCUCGAAAGCAUCGUUUUAAAGUUUUAUAAUGUGUAAAAAUAAAUAUAUGAAAAUGUUUAUUUUGUUACUUCACAAGUGAUAAGUAAACAAUAGAUCAUAUGAAAUAGGCGCCAUCUUUUGAUGAUUAGUCACUGUGUUAUCAAAAUUAAUGUUCAAAUGUGGAUAUUGAAUUAUGCUUUGUUGAUGAGUAAAAUAAUCCUUCCUUACAUUUAACAAAAACUUUAUCAACAUUGCAUGCUGAAUAUUUUGUUUUGUAAUUGUUAGGCCUCUUAUUCAGCACACAUUCAUCUCUCAACAUAGUAAGAUUUUAAUUGUUAAAUAGUGAUUCCUGUCUAAACAUCAAAUGAUCUUUAAGCUUUGUAUUUCAGUAAAACUCAAUGGCAGAAAAUGCUUGUAUUGCAUCACAGAACAGAUAAAAUCUUUCUUUACAAGCCUG
This is a messenger RNA of Callorhinchus milii (elephant shark), 1682 nucleotides long. It is a transcript of the gene trdmt1, whose product is annotated as tRNA aspartic acid methyltransferase 1. The coding region runs from base 8 to 1243 and encodes 411 amino acids. The transcript is spliced from 11 exons. The record is from RefSeq and is a predicted model, not a curated record. Gene Ontology annotation, molecular function: methyltransferase activity. Lineage: Eukaryota; Metazoa; Chordata; Chondrichthyes; Chimaeriformes; Callorhinchidae.